Messenger RNA from Lytechinus pictus (painted urchin), 4086 nucleotides. RefSeq names its product cell cycle checkpoint protein RAD1-like. Gene Ontology annotation, biological process: DNA repair; DNA damage checkpoint signaling. The record is from RefSeq and is a predicted model, not a curated record. Lineage: Eukaryota; Metazoa; Echinodermata; Echinoidea; Temnopleuroida; Toxopneustidae. Gene Ontology annotation, molecular function: 3'-5' exonuclease activity. Gene Ontology annotation, cellular component: nucleus; checkpoint clamp complex. Bases 108 to 959 code for a protein of 283 amino acids. The transcript is spliced from 8 exons.
AAGCACAAGAGGGCAGCAGACCCGCGGUAAACUUGAUUUUUGCAAAAGAUAACAGACUUACAGUAUUGAUUCGGCCUGCACUUAAUACUUCCAGCAUAUGAUUGGCAAUGUCCUUAAUAUCAACCCAACAAAGUGAAGAAGACGGGCAGCAUGUGCUAUCAUUGAGAGUAGAUAAUGCAAGGAAUGUGGCCAUGGUUCUGAAAGCUAUUCACUUCAAAGAUCGAGAGCUUGCUACAUUUUGUGCCAGUGAGAAUGGGCUCAAAGUGACUGUGGAGGAUGCUAAAUGUGUGCAGGCGAAUGCUUUCAUCCAGUCUAAUAUAUUCCAGGAGUAUUAUAUGCAAGAGGAUACUGCUACUUUCAAAAUCAACCUCUCUGUGUUAUUGGAAUGUCUAACUAUUUUUGGUAGUAACCCGAUGGGAGGUGCCACACCUGCUUUGAAGAUGUCAUAUGGAGGAUAUGGAUCUCCUUUACUUCUCAUGCUUGAAGAGAGUGGUGUUGUGACAGACUGCAGUAUCAAGACAUUAGAACCAGAUGAAAUGCUAGACUUCAACUUCUGCAGUGCAAAUGUCGUCAAUAAAAUCAUCAUGAAGAGUGACUGUCUGAAAGAUGCCUUUCAAGAACUUGACAUGACGAGUGAGGUUAUUGAGAUUCUCUUGUCCCCGGAUAAACCUUUCUUCAGACUCUCCACAUUCGGACAUGCUGGUAGUGCUUAUUCUGAUUUUCCAAAGGACUCUGAUAUGGUGGAGUCAUUUCAAUGCACACAGACUCAGAGCGUUAGAUACAAGCUUUGUUUGUUGAAACCAUCUAUCAAGGCUCUAAUGCAAUCCAGCAAGGUGUCCAUACGAACUGAUAACCGUGGUUUCCUAUCUCUUCAGUACAUGAUUAGAAAUGAGGAUGGACAGAUCUCUUUUGUAGAAUAUUAUUGCGCACCUGACGAAGAAUAUGAUGAAGACGGUUGAUGACAAAGAAGAAUGAGACAAACCAUUUUAUUUAUUAUGAGUUGUAUAAUAAGAGGCUUUAUUAUAUUAAUAAGAAUAAGAAUUUGUGCCAUAUGAAUGCCUUUUAAUGUACAGAAUAAAUAUCCAUUUACUUAACGACCUCUCUUUUGUACAAUUUUCACAAGACAACUCCAGUGCCAAGUUUCACAAAACUUGUCAAUAAAAUGUUACGUCUAUGGAAAAAAAUUGCCAUCAUGCGAUCAAAAUCCAUAGUAUCUGUAGCUGAAAGCUGUAUUGUAACUUUGUUAUUUGAACAAGUUUCACGAAACAAGACCAAUAUAUAUAUUUCAAGCUGUUUAAGCCACAUACAGUACUAUUAUAAAACAUUCAGAAUACUUUCUUACCAAUUAUUAUAAUUAUUUGAUAUGUAUAACAUUAAAAAAAAACUACUAAUAUCCAUUUUUAAACAAUAAUUUCCAUGAUUGAAAGUAAAGGCUAAAUUGAAAUAAACUUUUCUCAACAGCCAGAUUAGACACAACACUUUUAAUAAAUAAUAUGGCCAAUGAAAAUGCUAUUUGGUCUAUUCACACUUGAUCUGGCAGAAUUUUGCCAAAAUCUUAUAGAUUUGGGAAUAUUUCAUGACAGGACAUAAAAUGUGUUAAAAUGAUACAACGUAAAAACAAAGGACUUCGGUUAAACUAUUUCAAACAAUGCUAAACAAUCAACUCAUUGGAAUGUUGAAGGCUUGCUGGGAAAGUUUGAUACUGUAGAUAAAUUUCUGGCAUGCAUCCAGUAAAUAAGAUUGCAUACUCCAGCAGAAAAUAAGUCAGAAAAAAACUUGGAACCAACAGAAUUCAAACCUUGUCCAUCUAAUUAUUGGCAGUCAACUGAUUGUUUAAUUGAUUGUGGUUUAGUUUAGCUUUUUUUUUUAAUUGUAACACUUUUUUAAUGGAUCAUACCACUGCAAGGAAUGUAUUUAUGAUAUAAUCUGCCAUGGAUGUCGGUAAACAGCUUUUUAUCAAGUGAAAACAAUAAUUUAUACUUAAAUGAAUCUGUCAAAAACGUUUUUGGGUGGUUUGAGAAAUAGGAGAAAAAUUAAAAGUUCAUAGCAGGGUUUAUACAUCCAUCCUUAUAGGGAGUUUUAACACAGCGGUGCAGAAUGAAUCAUACAACACAUCAAAUGCAUUGAAUUUGCAACUCAAAUUACAAUGAAGUCUUUGUCGAGUGUCGGUGAAUCUGAAUAGUUUUGUCUGACGUUUUAGAGCUGACGAAAAAUUGCAAAUAUGUCAUUUGUCCAGAGUCACUGAUGAAACUGUCGUUGUUGAUUCACUGACCCUUAUACAAAGAUUUGAUGUGAUUUGACUUGCAGUUCCAAUGCAUUUACUGCAUUGUAGUAUUCAUUCUGUGCCAAUGUGUGAAAACUUUAUGUAAAUGAAUAUACAACAUAACCUAAAUCAAUGUAAUUAUAAUGUAUAUUGUCAGCUUAUCUUAAGUUUAUAGAUUAAAAAUUUUCUCAAAGAACAUGUGUCAAGGUUUCAUGUACUUUCAUAAGUCACUUUAUAUCAAGUCAACCAUGAAUUGAAAUAAGAGUUGUGUUUUUGCAGAGAUGCCAACCUUCAUCUAAAAAAAAUAUUCUUAGAAAGAAAACACUAUUUUUGAACCCCCCCCCCCAAAAAAAAAUAUAUAUUUGCACCACAACUGUAAAGGAUCAAGCACAGAUCAGCCCUGUGGCUCCCUCUAUGGAUAACAGAUUGUGCAUAAUAUAUAACUAUAGCACAUACUCCAUGACUAUAAUAACGGUUGACAUCUCUGGUUUUGGCAUAUGGGGUAUUGAACAAGAAUGACUAAGAAUACAGGAAUUUCAACUAGGUGCUCCUAAAUAAUUUUUGAAGAGUAAAAGAUGUUGGGGUGCAAAAUCGCAGGUAAAAACACCAGUGAACAUUAAUUUCAGAAUUACCCAUGAAACAUGAAAUCACUCCCUGGUGAAAAUAUAUCUGAAUGUAUUUCAGCUAAGUCUUAAAAUCUCACUGUGGCUGUAAUAAACAAAACAAUUUUGUUUCCUUUUCUUCUGUGGCAUUACAAUAUAGUCUUACAGAUAUCCAUUGCAGAAAUGGCAAGAUUAAAUAAUGACAAUAAGUUAGCUUAAAUAAAAGCAGAAAAAUAUAAAUAUUCAUGAAGUUUUGAUGAAAGUUUUUUAAUGAUUAACAUUUAUGAUUUUUUAAAGAUUUGAUCUUGUGACUUCAUAGACGAGCAACUCCCUUGAUGUGUCAUGUGAUAUAAAUCUUAAAAAAAAAAAAAAGUUAAUUUAGUUGUGUGGCAGAUAUAUCAUCAUCAGACAAGACACAUCAUUUACCCCCCCCCCCCUAUAUUAUUCAUCAUGUUCAAUGGAAUCUAUAUUACAUGCUAUAUGGGGAGCUUCAUGUAUAUGAUGUCACAAAUUAAAAUCUUGAAAUACAUGUACUCAUAACUCUCACUCUUUGAUGGAUUUUCAUAAAACCUUUACCAAAAUUCAUCUCUAAUUUUCUGCCUUUAUUUAAACCAAAUUAUUAUCAGGGUCAGCUUCCCCUGUAAGAUUUAUCCUGUCAAGAUUUCAGCUCUCUAUCUCAAAGAUUGGAGCCACUGUGCUGAGUCAAAACAGAAGAAGAUUGGAUAGUGUGUUAAGGCAGCCAUAAUUUUGCUCUUUUUUUUUUGGGGGGGGGGUUAACUCGAAAAAUAUUUAACACUUUUCGAAGAUAUAAUAAUGAGGCUUUGUCAUCACAUCAGUGCUACAUGUAUACCAAUAAUGCAAUUAUACCAAAUGUUGCACAGAAUCUUUAAAAAAGAUUCUUCAAGGUACAGCAGAUUUCAUAAUGAAUAAUCACAUUUAGAUAGUUAUAUACUAUAAUACUUUAUUUCAAAGAAAUAUAUCUGCCAUUUUGUCAACUACAUGUAAUCCUUAAAACAUACAAGUGACCGUAAUACAUCCAAAUGAACAUUGCACAUGAAGGUAUUUCAUUUCUAAUUCUAAUUAAAAAUUAGUUACAUGGCCUAAGAUUCCAAAUUUAAAGAUAUAUCUCCUUUACCUUGACAGGUAUUGAUAGUGCUGGUAGGAUUAUCAGGAGGAAGAAUAACACCACCAGCUCCUCCCCCCCAAAAAAAAAAAUAAUAA